GACCAGGAAACUCCAGAUCAGAAACAUUCCUCCACACCUGCAGUGGGAGGUGCUGGAUGGUCUGCUGGCCCAAUAUGGAACCGUUGAGAACUGCGAACAAGUGAACACAGACAGUGAGACUGCGGUGGUCAACGUCACAUAUGGAACUCGGGAACAUGCCAGACAGGCUAUCCAGAAGCUGAACGGCUACGAGUUUGAGAACAAUUCCUUGCGCGUCUCCUACAUCCCAGAUGAGACGUCCGAUGUCGACUCCCAACGCGGCCAGGACAACAGUCGUCGCCCCGGUUACGGGUCCCGCGGCCCCCGUGGAGGUUCCCCGGGCUCAGGCAUGCCUUCGAAACACCAGCACGCUGACAUCCCCCUCCGACUCCUGGUGCCCACCCAAUACGUGGGGGCCAUCAUCGGCAAGGAGGGUGCCACCAUCCGCAACAUCACCAAACAAACCCAGAGCAAAAUUGACGUCCAUCGCAAAGAGAAUGCCGGCGCAGCUGAGAAGCCAAUCAGCAUCCACUCCACCCCUGAGGGCUGCUCCUCUGCCUGCCGUAUGAUCCUGGACAUCAUGCAACAGGAGGCUAAGGACACCAAGACUGCUGAGGAAGUACCCCUGAAGAUCCUGUCUCACAAUAACUUUGUAGGCCGACUGAUCGGCAAGGAGGGGCGCAACCUGAAAAAAGUGGAGCAGGACACCGACACCAAGAUUACCAUCUCCCCACUCCAGGACCUGACCGUGUACAACCCAGAGAGGACCAUCACAGUGAAGGGACCCAUCGAGGCCUGUUGUCUGGCCGAGACAGAGAUCAUGAAGAAAGUGCGUGAGGCCUAUGACAAUGACAUGGCCGCCAUGAAUCAACAGACUCAUCUGAUUCCCGGAUUGAACCUUGGAGCGCUUGGACUUUUCCCCCCUUCCGGUUCCAUGCCCCCUCCCCCACCAGGCAACUCUGCAUCCCCCUACGGCUCUUUUGGGGCCCCUGAGCAGGAGACAGUCCAUGUGUACAUCCCGGCCCAGGCAGUAGGAGCUAUUAUUGGCAAGAAGGGACAGCAUAUAAAACAGCUGAGCCGCUUCGCUGGGGCAUCAAUCAAGAUUGCCCCAGCUGAGGCUCCAGACUCCAAGAUGCGAAUGGUCAUUGUAACCGGCCCACCUGAGGCCCAGUUCAAGGCUCAGGGCAGGAUUUAUGGCAAACUGAAGGAGGAGAACUUCUUUGGGCCGAAGGAGGAAGUGAAGCUGGAGACGCACAUCAAG
This is a messenger RNA of Salvelinus sp. IW2-2015, 1240 nucleotides long. RefSeq names its product insulin-like growth factor 2 mRNA-binding protein 1. Gene Ontology annotation, cellular component: cytosol; nucleus; cytoplasm. NCBI's taxonomy places the organism in Eukaryota, Metazoa, Chordata, Actinopteri, Salmoniformes, Salmonidae. The record is from RefSeq and is a predicted model, not a curated record. Gene Ontology annotation, biological process: regulation of gene expression; nervous system development. Gene Ontology annotation, molecular function: mRNA 3'-UTR binding.